This is a messenger RNA of Mercurialis annua (annual mercury), 594 nucleotides long. Its product is annotated as secreted RxLR effector protein 161-like. The transcript has a single exon. The record is from RefSeq and is a predicted model, not a curated record. Bases 1 to 594 code for a protein of 197 amino acids. NCBI's taxonomy places the organism in Eukaryota, Viridiplantae, Streptophyta, Magnoliopsida, Malpighiales, Euphorbiaceae.
AUGAGUACCACAACAAAAUUGGACAAAGAUGAAUCGGGUAAAUGCAUUGAUAUUACAAUGUAUAGAGGUAUGAUCGGAUCCCUCCUUUAUCUUACCGCUAGUAGACCCGAUAUUAUGUUUAGUGUAUGCUUAUGUGCUCGUUUUCAAGCUUGUCCUAAGGAAUCCCAUUUGCAUGCCGUAAAGCAUAUUUUCAAGUAUUUGCAUGGCACCUUGAACCUAGGAUUUUGGUACCCUAGAAAUGUGGACCCUAGUUUGCUUGGCUACUCCGAUGCCGACUAUGCGGGUUGUCUUUUAGACCGUAAAAGUACCUCCAAGACUUGCCAAUUUUUAGGUAAUAGUUUGAUCUCUUGGAGUAGCAAGAAACAAGUAUCCGUGGCUUUGUCAACCGCGGAAGCCGAGUAUGUAGCGGCCGGUUGUUGUUGUGCUCAAAUCCUUUGGAUUAAGCAACAACUUUUGGAUUAUGGUGUUACACUUAGUCAUAUUCCCAUCAAAUGUGACAACACUAGUGCAAUUAACCUAUCCAAGAACCCUAUUCAACAUUCUAGGAGUAAACACAUAGAUAUCCGUCAUUAUUUUAUACGUGAUCAUGUGUAA